Plectropomus leopardus (leopard coralgrouper) is the source of this 3411-nucleotide messenger RNA. The record is from RefSeq and is a predicted model, not a curated record. NCBI's taxonomy places the organism in Eukaryota, Metazoa, Chordata, Actinopteri, Perciformes, Serranidae.
CGUGACUCCGAGUAGCCUCUGCUAGCUAACCCCCAACGAUAGAGGAAAAUCCAUCCAGGGAAUUUUUGCAAAACGAGACCAAAUCGAUUGAAAAAACGCGGAGAGGACUACGCUUCGCUGCAGGAGGUUUACCUGCAACCCUUAAAAGACCCAAUGGCUACCGACAUGCCCAUGGACACGGUGCCGACUCCUCACCCUGCCCCAACCUCACUCCCUGACCUUGCCCCAGCCUCUCCUGCUCUGAGUGCCAGUGCAGCACCAGACCAGAUUCCCACCCAGGAACCACAAAUAGGUGAAAUCCCAAACGUGAUGACUUCUUCAGAACAUGACGCUGCUCCAGGUCUUUCUGCGGCUCUGCCUACAGACCCAGGUGUGGUCCCAGGUGUGGUCCCAGGUGUGGUCCCAGGUGUGGUCCCAGGUGCGGCCUCAGAUGUAGCCCCAGGAGUGGCCCCAGGAGUAGCCUCAGGCAUGGCCCCAGACCCUGUUCCAGGGUUUGAGCUGCCCUCAGCCCCUCUGCCACCAGCCAGUGCCAAGAACCCCAGCUGCAAGAUAAUGACUUUCAGGCCUACCAUAGAGGAGUUUAAAGACUUCGCCAAAUACAUUGUCUACAUGGAAAGUCAAGGAGCGCACCGUGCUGGUCUAGCAAAGGUGAUUCCCCCGGAGGGCUGGAAACCAAGGAAGUCCUAUGAAACUAUCGAGGAUAUGGUGAUUCCAGCUCCCAUCAUGCAGGUGGUGACUGGACAGUCGGGUCUGUUCACCCAGUACAACAUCCAGAAGAAGUCUAUGACUGUAAGCGAGUACCGCAAACUGGCCAACAGCAAAAAGUACUGCACCCCUCGGCACAAAGACUUUGACGAUCUAGAGAGGAAGUACUGGAAGAACCUGACAUUUGUGUCUCCCAUUUAUGGUGCUGAUGUCAGUGGCUCCAUCUAUGAUGAGGAUAUUCAAGAGUGGAACAUUGGCCAUCUCAACACGCUGCUUGAUAUGGUGGAGCAGGAGUGUGGCAUCGUCAUUGAGGGUGUCAACACUCCCUACCUGUACUUCGGCAUGUGGAAGACCACAUUUGCCUGGCACACUGAGGACAUGGACCUCUACAGCAUUAACUACCUGCACUUUGGACAGUCCAAGUCCUGGUAUGCUGUCCCACCUGAGCACGGCAAGAGGCUGGAGAGGCUAGCACAAGGCUUUUUCCCCGGCAGCUCCCAAGGUUGCGAUGCCUUCCUUCGCCACAAGAUGACGCUGAUAUCUCCUUCCAUCCUGAAGAAAUAUGGCAUUCCUUUUGACAGGAUAACUCAGAAUGAAGGGGAGUUUAUGGUUACCUUUCCUUACGGCUACCAUGCUGGCUUCAACCAUGGCUUCAACUGCGCAGAGUCCACAAAUUUUGCCACGCUGCGCUGGGUGGACUAUGGAAAAAUGGCAACCCAGUGUACCUGUCGUAAAGACAUGGUGAAGAUCUCCAUGGACGUGUUUGUGCGCUGCCUGCAGCCGGAUCGCUACGAGCUGUGGAAGCAGGGCAAAGAUAUCACAGUGUUGGACCACCUUAAGGCUACUGUGCUUAGCAGCCCCGAACUAGAGCGCUGGAGGGAACACCGUGUCAGCUACCGUGCAAAUGUCUUGAGAAGAGCCAUGCAGAAGAUGAAGCAGGUCCGUCGUCUAAAACUGGAGGAGGUGAAGGUGCUGGCCCAGGAGGGGAUUGAGCUGAAUGCUGCCGAAUACCAGCGUCAGGUGGAGGAGCGUGAGGCCCAGCGGAGGCAGGAGAGAGAGGAGCGUCUAGCUAAAGAGGCCAUGAUGACUCUGGAGGCCAUGGAGCGUGAGGAGCAGGAGGCUGCCGAGGCCGCUGUUAAAGCUGCAGAGGCUCCAGCUGUAGAGGCACAAGAAGCCGGGGCCAAACCACAGAACCUGACAGAGGACACUGAGAAAAAGAAGCAGAAAAAGCAGAAGAAGAUGUCAAAUAUCCAUAACUCCAUCACUGGAUUUGAGGCAGCAUUUGAGCAUUUUGCUACGUCUGGCAGCGCCAUGGUCAGUCACCCAGAGGUGGAGAACCCUCUUACUCCAAGACAGAGUGACAUCCCAGCAGACAGCAAGCUUGAUGCAUGCUACUCCAAGGUGAAGAUGCCAAAGGAGGUCAAAAAGAGUCGCCGUCACCCCCUCAGCAAGCCGCCCAUGCGCUCCCCUCUGUCCAUCCUCAAGCAAGACCCGACCAGCGAUAAAGAGCUGUCCUCCCCCAUGCCACUGGACAGCGACAUGAAGAAACAGGAGCACCUGUGGCAGAAUCACUCGCCCAACUUCCUGGCAGAGAAGGCCUUCAAUGCUGCAGUGGCAGCACUCCAACCACACUGCGCGAUCUGUUCACUCUUCUGUCCCUACACAAAGCCACACAAAGACCCUUUUAUUUUGAAGGACACCCAGCAUGCCUCCCUUCCCCGUCUUUCUCGUCCCCUGGUCCCAGAGAUGUGCUUCAGUGUUGGUGCAGGCAACACUGAGCCUCCGCCCACUAGCUAUCGCAUUGGAGAGGAUGGAACCAGUCCUCUGCUCUGCUGUUCAUCAUGCAACAUGCAGGUUCAUGCCAGCUGUUACGGUGUAAAACCAGACUCUGUCAGUGAUUCCUGGAUGUGCUCCAGGUGUGCAGCGGGAGCCUGGAUAGUGGAGUGUUGUCUCUGUAACUUACGGGGAGGAGCUUUGAAGACUACCACAGACAAUCGGUGGGUCCAUGUCAUCUGCGCCAUCGCUGUGCCCGAAGCUCGCUUUGUAAACGCCAUUGAGAGGGAGCCAGUGGACGUCACUGCGGUUCCAGAUACACGCAAGAAUCUGAAGUGUGUGUUCUGUCAUGGCAAGACUGCCAGUCAGAACCGUGGCGCCUGCAUCCAGUGCUCAUACGAGAACUGUGCCACAUCCUUCCACGUCACCUGCGCCCAAAUCGCUGGAGUUGUCAUGACGCCUGCCGACUGGCCCUACGUAGUGUCUGUCACCUGCCAGAAGCAUAAAAGGGUCCCUCCAAAGCCUCGGACAGUACCCAAAGGCCCGCAGGCUCUGAUUCUGGGCCAGAAGGUGAUAGGUCGCAACAGUGACGGCUGGUACUACCACUGCACCAUCAUUGGCAUGGCAACGCAGACAUUCUACGAGGUCAACUUCGAUGAUGGCUCAUACUGUGACAACCUUCACCCAGAAAACAUACUAAGUCAUGACUGCCUGCGUACUGGUCCUCCUGAGGUGGGGGAGUUGAUUGUGGUCAGCACUCCGGAGGGUCAGGUUGUCAACGCUUCCUAUGUCAGACAGCACACCCACAAAUUCUACCAGGUUGAGUUUCUGGAUCAGAGCCAGCUGAUACUGAAACAUUCAGAGAUCCAUCAGCUCGACCAGGAGUUGCCCAAGAGGGUCAGAGCCAGACUGGUCCUGAGUGAUCCGUAUUAG